AUGAAUGUGUUUUUCGGAGCAAUUUGUUUUUCACUCAAUAUCGUCUUGUUCUCAGUCUUUCUAUCAUCUCCAACAUUACGAAAGAAACACAGAAAUAGAAUCUUGAUGAUACUUGGUUUGGCAGACACAUUCAACACUCUUGCGAUUCUUUUCAUGGGGAAAAACCGAGUAGAAUUAUAUACUGAAGUGAUUCAAACUCAUCAUCGACCCAUCAAAACUGCAUGGCAGUGUGCCAUUGAACCGUGGCUCAUUUUAAGAGGAAUCGGUGACAUCUGGCCACCUGUUGUUCAAAUGGUUAUUGGAAUUCAGAGAGCUCUCGCAGUUUUCACUCCCAUUUGGUUCCAUAAAAACGGCAGAAACAGAUCAAGUUUCUUAUUUGGAUCAACUCUUGUUAUUUUGCUUCCAACUUUGUUAAUUGGUUUCGUGAUAGCAUACAUCAACAGAAAUGCAAAGGUUCAGUACUAUUGUGGCCGAAAAGCAGCAUUUGGAAAUGAUUAUGCUACUUUCAUUUAUAUUAUCAACAUAUUCGGAUAUCUUUUCAGUUUUCUUAUCAAUUGUAUCACAAUGAUCAAGGCUUCUUCGACUAUAAACAAAUUGGUCCGUCGACAAAUCAUAAAUGUUCGAUACAGUCUCGUGAUUUCAUUUAUUUCAUUUGUUCUUGUGUCUAUUCCCAACGCAAUUUCAAUAGUGUCAGUUCACUUUGAAGACGCUGUCAGUUUCAUUUCAAAACCAUCCACCUACUUCACUUGCAUCAACUCUGGCAUCAACAUUUUUGUCUACUUGUCGCUAAAUGCCGAGUUCCGGCAUCAAUUCAAAUAUCUUUUCUGCAACAAGAAACGGGUUGUCACUUAUGGAGAAGCGGAGAAGGCGUCAAAAGGGUCAAAGACACGUCAUCAUGUUGAUUUAGUUGUUCAUUCUGUUCAUUCUUUGGCGUGA
Caenorhabditis remanei is the source of this 936-nucleotide messenger RNA. RefSeq lists its product as uncharacterized. NCBI's taxonomy places the organism in Eukaryota, Metazoa, Nematoda, Chromadorea, Rhabditida, Rhabditidae. Gene Ontology annotation, biological process: G protein-coupled receptor signaling pathway. Gene Ontology annotation, cellular component: membrane. Bases 1 to 936 code for a protein of 311 amino acids. The transcript is spliced from 7 exons. Gene Ontology annotation, molecular function: G protein-coupled receptor activity. The record is from RefSeq and is a predicted model, not a curated record.